AUGGCGACAGCAUACAAGAUCAAUGUUCCGGUGACGAACACGGGACUGUGGAAGUUUGAUCAGAAAGAUGCUGCCGCGAGCAAGGUAUCUGAGCUACUACAGGAGGAUCUCGAGAAACAUCAUGUCUUCUUCAACCAAGAAGGCUUCCACAACCACAUCCCUCAUCAGGUCCUAGCCCUCUUCGGUACCGGCGCAGGCCCCGACGCCAUUCAAGCGGCGUACAAGGAAAACGCAGACUACCAGCGCCCAGCGCAGACCCCACGUGAUUCCGUCGCAGAUGAGCUGCACGACUGGGACCGCGCGAAAGCGUACCUCGGCAAGGAAAAGCACUACCCAGACUUCCUCCUCUUCUUCCAGCGCGAGAUCGAGAGGCUCGGGGGCUGGGAGGCGGCGUUGAAAGAGCACCUCUUCAAGGGCGACGAGCGCGCCGACGACAUGUUCCAGCGUAUGUUUGCGGGCUUUUUGCACCCCAUUAUCCAGCUCAUGUAUGGUGUCGAGUGGGAGCAGCCCGCCAUCGUCGCCGAGGGGCUGGCACAGGCCGCCGUGCAUAAGAACCAGCUCAAGGACUUUUUCGACGAGACGGAGAAGCGUGCGGCGGCAGCUAGCGGGUCGAUGCCGCUGAUGUCGGAUCUUGUUGAGGAGAUCCGCCGAGACCAGAAGCUUGCUCACGCCGCUGAGAUGAAGGAUGCGAAUAAGAUCUUUGACGGGAUCCUGAAGCGCGCGCCGGAGGAGAUGCUGCGGAUCGCGAGCAAAGUCAAGGUUCGCCCCGAGGAGCUGGAUGAGAGGACGGCCGAGAUGUUCCAUAAUGCCUUUUACGUUGCUGGCGGCGCGGCUCUUCGGCCGGGUAAGGAGCCAAAGUGGGAUUUCUUCUUGAUUCACCACACGAACGCUGCGCCCAUCUUCCUCAGCUUCAACUCCAUGUCGUGGAUCUCGACGGAGAACAAGGUGCGCAUGCUGGAGUACAAGAUCCGGAUGGACCUCGUGCAGUAUGCGGCGCGCGGGUGCCCACCGCUCCGCCUAGAGGAUGUCAAGUCGUACAAGCCAAAGGACAAAGAUGAGGGCAAGGACUUGGUCUCCAAGCCGACUGACCUCCUUCCAAGAUUUCACAACUUUGUAGAUGACGGCCACACGAUCAAGGUGGUCAGAGCACUUGGGAUUUGCCAGGACCUUUCAGCAAAGUAUGGCGACAAACCCUGGAUCAAGAUCAAGGAUGGGGAGUGGCUCAACCUCACCUACAUGUUGUUGGAUAGCACUGAACAUGACGAGACGAGAUGGGUUCGCUCAGCGGGCUUUGAAGAGGCGUGGAAGGACGUCCCUGCUCGCGAUUGA
Molecule: messenger RNA, 1329 nt
Organism: Colletotrichum tamarilloi
Lineage: Eukaryota; Fungi; Ascomycota; Sordariomycetes; Glomerellales; Glomerellaceae
Product: HypA protein
Exons: 6
Coding region: 1-1329 (442 amino acids)
Molecular function (GO): oxidoreductase activity
Source: RefSeq, a predicted model, not a curated record